AUGCCCACAUCAAAUAAGAUCAAUGGCAUAGAUAAUCUCUCAGAAUUAUUUGGAAGCAUCAUUGUGACCAACAGAAAUGAUGUCUCGAGUAUGAACUCAAUCUUUGGCGCCAUUAGGCGAGACCGUGAAGAGGCAGCAGCAGCAGAAGCCGCUACCACUCAAUCAGUCCCAAAGGCUGCACCUGUAGCCGAAGAAAGCAGGAAAGCUCUUGCAAAGGAUCACGAAGGGAAUAUUGUGAUGAGUGGGGAUGAUGUGAAGAUCUCAUCGCAACAUAGACGCAAUGAGAAAUCCAUCACCAGAAACACGGACAACGAUAAGAUCACGCCAUUCAAAGACAACGACACUGAACGCAAUGGCAAUGCUGCUCCUGCGCCUAGGAAAGUACUCCAAGAGAAGGUGAUCACCAGAGAACAAUUCUCCCCCCAUCUCUUCACGAUCAAGCCAACAAUGCGAGGAAAACAAAUCGGCACAUUCGCCACGCAGCCCAUCCCAAGACACACCGAGAUCCUGCGCGAAGCGCCUCUCAUUUCUGGAGGGCCCACCUGGCCCGGCCGCGAAGCAGCCUACAACCUUCUCUCCCCCUCCAAAAGAGCAGCAGUUGAUUCUCUUUCCAGCAUGUGCAUGUGCGGUAAGAAACCCGAAUUCUGUCUCGAGACCCCUCUCAUGAAAAGAUGGGCCAUCAACUCUUUCGAAAUAAAUCCUUUUCUACAAGUUGGUGAUGUGACGAAUAACAAUUUUAUCUACGAUAAAGCAUGUCGUACCAACCACGCUGGUCUACCCAAUUGUUCGCGUUCCUUCCACUCAGAACAUAGUAUCUCGAUUCGCGCGAUGAGGGAUAUCAAGAAAGGAGAAGAAAUCACCAUUAACUAUGGGGUUUAUGGUUCCGCUUCUUUUCCGAGGACGAAUAUUUCGGAGAGAUGGAAAUUCACAUGUACAUGUACCACAUGUGUCAAGGGAGAAUUUGGAAUAAUAUUGUGUAAUGGGUUUCGAUUGAUCUUGUGA
Messenger RNA from Botrytis porri, 1002 nucleotides. RefSeq lists its product as uncharacterized. Gene Ontology annotation, molecular function: protein binding. The record is from RefSeq and is a predicted model, not a curated record. Lineage: Eukaryota; Fungi; Ascomycota; Leotiomycetes; Helotiales; Sclerotiniaceae. The transcript has 2 exons. Bases 1 to 1002 code for a protein of 333 amino acids.